ACUGUCUGUACCAGGAGGCUGCAGUACAUACAGUAUGGGAACAUCUGUGAUACUGCUGAUCAUCCUGGGAGCCAUCUCAGCUGUAACCCACGGAGCUGGUGUGAUACCAGACAUUCUUACUGCAGCUGUUGGAGGGACGGUGAUGUUCACCACAACGGUGACCCAACCAGAACAACCGUUCAUGGUGGUCACCUGGAGUUUUACAGAUAUCCAUGGUACUAAUAUUAAUAUAAUAACCUCAACUAGUGUUAACACAACUGGAUCAGCAUACACAGGCAGGGUUACCCUCUUCAGAUCUACUGGAUCUCUGGAGCUCAGUAAUCUGGCCAUCAGCGACAGCGGCGAAUACAGAGUCACCCUCAUACCGCUUGGUGGAUCGCAGCAGAAGGGAAGCUGCAAACUGUUGUUGCAGGUGCCAGUGUCCAAUGUGACAGUGACACAGGCCGGCAGCACAGACCUGGUGGAGUUCAGCAGCUCCAUCCGUCUGUCCUGCUCCUCCUUUGGAUCCUCCCUCUCAUUCCUCUGGCUGAACGGCAGCUCAGAGGUCACGGCCGGAGACAGAGUCCAGCUCACCGCUGGAAACGCCAAUCUCACUAUAGUCAAUGUGACCCGCUACGACCGGGGACCGUUCAGGUGUCGUGCGUUCAAUCCUGUCAGCAAUGGCACCAGUGAUCCACUGAACCUCUCCAUAAGCUAUGGCCCAGAAAAUAUCAGCUUAACACUUCAUCCGUCACAAGAAUACUACGUUGAAGGGUCAAACAUCAGCCUGUCCUGCUCAGCAGUCUCCAGACCUGCAGCCCUGUUUUACUGGUUUCUGAACGGAGACAAGCUGACUGAUACUGGACCAGAGCUCAGACUGAUGAACAUCCAGGAGAGGCAAAGUGGAAACUACAGCUGUCAGGCCUUCAACAACAAAACUCUGCGAUCGCAAACAGCUCAGCUCUCAACUGUAACCGUAAUGGUGCCAGUUUCAAACAUAGAGGUAAAUGCCAGUGCAACAGACAUGUUGGAGUUCAGCAGCUCCGUCAGUCUGUCCUGCUCCUCCUCCGGAUCCUCCCUCUCGUUCCUGUGGCUGAACGGCAGCUCUGAGGUCACAGCCGGCAACAGAGUCCAGCUCACUGAUGGAAACUCUACCGUCACAAUAUAUAAUGUGACCCGUUACGACCAGGGACCGUUCAGGUGUCAUGUGUUUAGUCCUGUCAGCAACGGCACCAGCGAUCCACUGAACCUCGUCAUCAUCUUGGGCCCAGAAAAUAUUAAUCUGACCAUGUCUCCAUCACAAGAAUACUAUGACGAAGGGUCAGACGUCAGCCUGACGUGCUCAGCCAUCUCCAGACCUGCCGCUCAUGUCCUGUGGUUUCUGAAUGGAGACGAGCUGCCUGGUACUGGACCAGAGCUCAGACUGACCGACAUCCGCACGAGUCAGAGCGGGAACUACAGCUGUCGGGCCUUUAACAACAUCACUAUGAGAAAUCAAACAUCCCAGCCUGCAGUUUUAACUGUACUGAAAUCUCACGUCUCCAAUGUGGUGGUGACUCCCAACACUACGGACUUGGUGGAGUUCAGCGGCUCCGUCCGUCUGUCCUGCUUCGCCUCUGGAUCCUCCCUCUCGUUCCUCUGGCUGAACGGCAGCUCCGAGGUCACGGCCGGCGACAGAGUCCAGCUCACGGAUGGCGGUGCCGCUCUUACCAUAAUUCAUGUGGCCCGCUAUGACCAGGGGCCAUAUAGGUGUCGUGUAUUCAAUAAAUUCAGUAAUUACACCAGUGAUCCAGUGGAGCUCUCAAUCAGCUAUGGCCCAGAAAAUAUCAGCUUAACACUUCAUCCGUCACAAGAAUACUACGUGGAAGGGUCAAACAUCAGCCUGUCCUGCUCAGCAGUCUCCAGACCUGCAGCCCUGUUUUACUGGUUUCUGAACGGAGACCAGCUGCCACAUACUGGACCAGAGCUCAGACUGAUGAACAUUGAGCAGAGUCACAGUGGUAAAUACAAAUGUCAGGCCUUCAACAACAAAACUCUGAGAUAUGAAAUAUCCCACAUGUCGGUGGUGACUGUACUCGUGCCAGUGUCCAAUGUGACAGUAACACAGAGCAGCAGCACAGGCUUGUUGGAGUUCAGCAGCUCCGUCAGUCUGUCCUGCUCCUCCUCCGGAUCCUCCCUCCUCUUCCUCUGGCUGAACGGUAGCUCAGAGGUCACAGCCAGCGACAGAGUCCAGCUCACGGAUGAAAACUCCAAUCUGACUAUAGUCAACGUGACACGCUACGACCAGGGACCAUUCAGGUGCAACGUGUCGAAUGGCGUCAAUAAUGGAAUCAGCAAGUCAAUGAACCUGGUCAUCCAAUAUGGACCUGACAACGUGACCAUCAUAGGACCCAAAUCUGUACAUGCCGGAGAUUUUACAAUGCUCUACUGCUCCACUGCGUCGGUUCCACCUGCAAAGUUCACCUGGCUGUUUAAAGGAGAGCCAACCGAUGGUCACGAGACCGUGUACCUCAUACAAUCGAGCCAAAACUCUGACAGUGGGACGUACACAUGCACUGCUGCAAAUACUGUCACAGGACGGAGUCAAACGGUGCAUCAUGAGUUAACCGUCUCAGGUUUCUCAGACUGUAACUGCUCAGCUGUUGCUGCACGAGCGUCCGCCUUGGCAGCCGGAUGUGUUCUCGUUAUUGCAGCGGUGAUUGCAAUAAUUGCGUGCACUCUGGUAAGGAGGAAAAGAGUCAACAGCGACUACCCACCACAUCACAAAGAAAAAAUGAGUGUAAAAAAGAACCAUUCGGAAUUGUACAAGAUCACAGGGACAAUGAAAGGACAUCAGGUAUUGUCCUUCAAGGAAGAAAACAAAGGUGAAGGCUCACACAGGACUUCAACAAGUUUCUAGACCGCCAGUCUGAAAGAAAAUCAUCAGUAUUAAUGAUUUUUCUUUUCAUUUAUUUAUUCACACCAACCAUUUUCUGCCUCCUCCACAUUACAGUUCAAUGUUUUAUGUAAGUUGCAUUUUAACCAGAUAACUGAAUCCAAAGUCAAUAUGUUUGUACAUGUAAAAUAACCCAAAAGCUGUAGAUGAUAAUUGUUGUUUAUUUAGUGAUAUUUAAAAUAAAUUAAUGGAAAUAUAUUUUAUGUGUAUGAUAU
This is a messenger RNA of Scophthalmus maximus (turbot), 3129 nucleotides long. RefSeq names its product carcinoembryonic antigen-related cell adhesion molecule 5-like. Bases 35 to 2878 code for a protein of 947 amino acids. NCBI's taxonomy places the organism in Eukaryota, Metazoa, Chordata, Actinopteri, Pleuronectiformes, Scophthalmidae. The transcript has 14 exons. The record is from RefSeq and is a predicted model, not a curated record.